Spodoptera litura is the source of this 858-nucleotide messenger RNA. The record is from RefSeq and is a predicted model, not a curated record. Lineage: Eukaryota; Metazoa; Arthropoda; Insecta; Lepidoptera; Noctuidae.
AUGGCUGAGUCGGAUGCUUACGCAGAUUGCAAGGAUGUUCCCGUCAUCUCGGGGCAUACAGCGGCAGUUGGAAUGCCUUUGCGCUGCCCUCCAUUUUGUCCGGACGAGCCAGCUUUGUGGUUUGCACAAUUAGAGGGACAAUUUAUUCUAUCGAGAAUCACAAGUGACUCCACGAAAUUUUAUUACGCAUCCACUCAGCUCGAAACAAAAUACGCCAUACAUGUCAGUGACAUCAUUACUAAUCCCCCAGAGGAAAACAAGUUUAACAAGUUGAAAACAGAGCUAGUAAAACGCUUGUCGGCUUCUCAAGAAAAGCGUAUUCAGCAGCUACUUAUACAUGAAGAAUUAGGUGACCGCAAACCUUCACAAUUUCUAAGGCACCUACAAAAACUAGCAGGGCCUUCAGGCGCUGCAGAAUUUGUAAAAAGUAUCUGGACAGCCCGGUUACCUCAAAAUGUACAAACUGUAAUCGCCUCUCAAAUUACCGAAUUACAGGUGGAGCAAUUAGCAGAAAUAGCGGACAGAGUAGCGGAGAUCGCACCUAUGAUGCCACAAAUCGCUUGCACUUCCGCCUCCACGACUACUGAUUCGUCGGACUUGGCAAAGCAAGUGAGCGAGCUCACUAAGCAGGUAGCCUUGCUCACGUCACGCUGGGGUAACAGAGAGAGACAACGCUCACGCUCACGAUCACGGUCUCGUUGCGACUACCGCAGGUAUGAACGCUCAAAGCACAGACCACAACAACCACCACAAAACCACCCACACUGUUUUUAUCAUUUCACCUACGGCGACAAAGCUCAAAAAUGUAAACAGCCAUGCUCAUUCUCAGCGGAAAACAAGAAGGGCGGUCGCAUGUAG